UCCGGAUCCGGAUCCGCCCAGCUCGGCGUCACGGCACCGACAAGAUGGCCGAGAUUACGGGUCGAAAGUGAGGGAGAAAACAAAAACAUCUGUGAUCUGUCCCCCCCACCACCACCCCCUGCAUAAGAGGCCAGAUUUCUAAGCGGUGCAGAGGGCUGAGAUAAAGCGCUGGGAGCAGCCCGGCUCUUGUUUUUGCCGGAUGCAAACACAGUGCGCUCCGCGGCGGCGCGCGCAGGGACCGUUUUAUCGGAUCUUCUGGGAGCUAACCUGCUAACCAUGUCUGCUAGCUGACAGCAUCGAGACGCUGUGCGAUCACAUAGUGACACUUGGACUGCUCCGAUAUAAAUAGCCUUUUCUCCUAAAUAAACUAUAGCGGAUACGGCUGACUACUGCGGCUCAACUUUCCGAAGUCAUAAAUUGGAUUUAACGCUUAGCUAGUUGGUUAGCAUGCUAAUAUUGCGGAUUUCUUGUUUGCAGCUAGCAUCAGCGUUAGUAGACGUUAGUUAGCUGUGUUUUCCUCCCUUGCUUAGGGCUGUUUUGUUCAUGUAAAUAUAUAAAGAGUGUUUUUAAGGACGGGUCGCUGUUUAAAAGCAGCGGAAACUUCUCUUUAGAUUUGGAUUGCCAGGAAUCCUACUGGAUUAAUAGCUUUGAAAGCACCACAGCCGGGGCGAUCUAAGCCCCUUCGUUCCUGGACGAGGAGCAAACCCGAUCUUCUUCAUUAUGGCGCAUUCUCCCGUUCAGGGUAACCUGCCGGGGAUGCAGAACGUCAGAGUGGACCCAGAGGAGCUGUUUACCAAGCUGGAGCGCAUUGGGAAGGGUUCCUUUGGCGAGGUGUUCAAAGGCAUCGACAAUCGUACGCAGAAGGUGGUGGCCAUUAAGAUCAUAGACCUGGAGGAAGCAGAGGAUGAGAUAGAAGACAUUCAGCAGGAGAUCACGGUGCUGAGCCAGUGCGACAGCCCUUUUGUUACCAAGUAUUACGGCUCAUACCUGAAGAUGGAGCCCGGCUCUUUAGAUGAGACCCAGAUUGCCACAAUCCUCAGAGAAAUCCUAAAGGGUCUGGAGUACUUGCACUCAGAGAAGAAGAUCCACAGAGAUAUUAAAGCUGCCAAUGUGCUGCUGUCCGAGCAAGGAGAGGUGAAGCUGGCCGACUUCGGCGUGGCCGGCCAGCUCACGGAUACUCAGAUCAAACGCAACACCUUUGUCGGGACGCCAUUUUGGAUGGCCCCAGAGGUGAUCAAACAGUCCGCUUACGACUCGAAGGCCGACAUCUGGUCACUUGGAAUCACUGCGAUCGAGCUGGCGAAAGGUGAGCCGCCCCACUCGGACCUCCACCCCAUGAAGGUGUUAUUCCUCAUUCCAAAGAACAACCCGCCCACGCUGGAGGGCAACUACUGCAAACCUCUGAAGGAGUUUGUCGAGGCCUGUCUCAACAAAGAGCCCAGUUUUAGGCCGACUGCCAAAGAACUGCUGAAGCAUAAAUUAAUUGUCCGCUAUGCGAAAAAGACGUCAUACCUGACGGAGCUGGUGGACAAGUACAAGAGGUGGAAGGCUGAGCAAUCUAGAACUACAGAGUCCAGUUCAGAUGAGUCGGACUCAGAACAGGAUGGCCAGGCGUCAGGCGGGAAUGACUUUGGCAGCGAUGACUGGAUCUUCACCAUUCGAGAAAAGGACCCCAAAAAACUACAGAAUGGAGAAGGCCAGUCAGGGGGGGCGGACCAGACGAAAGACAUUCCAAGGAGGCCUUAUUCACAGAGCCUGACCACGGUCAUUUCUCCUGCAUUAGCCGAGCUGAAGGCCCGACAGGAGCAGGUGAAUGGAAACCCGCUGGUUCUGGAUGAGCUCAGAGAGGCCAUCCUCCUGGCUGAAGAGGCCUACCCUGGCAUCUCUGACUCCCUCGUGGCUCAUAUGGUGCAAAGGCUCCAGAGUUUUUCCACAAGCAGAAGAUCCUCUUCCUCCCCUUAGAGAUUGGCUUUCUACCCCGAACCUGCUCUCCCAGGUCCCCCACAUCCCAUCAACACCCUAUCCAAGACAGAGGGUUAAACGUUGAGGGUCAAGUCAUUCGAUACCAGCUGGCUGCAUUUGACCUCCAUGUGAGGGGCGCUAACUUAGCCUGUUAUUUAAAAAAAACACAACAAAAAAGACUCAACUCCACAGCGGAGAACAGAGACACUUUGCAGAGCUUCUUUUAUCCAUUAACGAGAGAAGAUGUUUGGAAGCUGUGAUGAUACAGCAGCGGGGAGGAAAAAAAAAAGACUCAAAGCGAGAGCGACCAGCUGCAAAAAACAGCAAUAGCCAAGUCUAUCAUGUGACGCUCCUCACGCCUCACAACAGUCUCUGCAUGGAUUUUGCUGGAUGAGGAGCUGAAAGUCUCCCUCGAUUCCCUAACAGGACUUCAGUCCCUCCCCCUUCUCUUAAUGCAGGCGUCAUAUCCCCCAGGAGCCUAUGAGAGCAUGCUUGAUGAACCUGCAGGGAUGUUAUCCAAGUGUACAAGCCGUGUGUAUGUGUGCGUGCGUGCAUAUGUAUGUGUGCGUUUCGUUUUGUGUGUAAACCUCCCUGUUUAGGCAAAUUGCAGCAUCCUUAAAGAAACCUCAGGUAAAGUGCUUUAAGUGGACUUUGUCCUCCGAGGCAGGAGGGGGCGCCAUGCUGUACAUGACUACAAGUUAUCAUUGCGGUAAAUGAAUCACUGUGUACAAAAUGAUCGACGCGCAUUUUGUAGAUACUGAUUAAAGAUAAAGUAGGUAUUUAAAAACAUCUCAAAGGUAACUCCGACAGAAAAUGCCUUGCCUUUUUCAGCGUUCGCCGCAGAUUUAGUUUUUGUUUUACUCAUCUGUGAGAAUCGUCAGUGUUUUCUUUUUUCAAGUGACUUGAGUUCCAGUGUUUCAACUUCCAGCAGAGUAAUUAAGUUAAACUUUAUGAGAAACCAGAACAACUUUUACCUUUUAUUCAUGUUUAAAGAACUGAGAAUUAUAGGACAAAAAUAAAAAGGUAGAUGAACGGGGGAACCACGUUAAACUGAUAACAGUUGAAGUAUUUUCUGUUUUCUUUUUUUUUUUUUUGGUUUAUCAGUAUUUAGAUACUAAAGUGGAAAUGAGGAAAAAAUGGCACAAAAUUAGGCUUGGGCUGGCAUUGGAUUAUUUUGGUAUGAAAAUAUGCUUUUGUUAAAUUAAAAAUCAGAACAAAAUUACUCGCUUUACUUUCAAUUAUUUUUUUUCAUGUUUUAACAAUAUCAAUACCAUUUGUUUUACUAAUUCAGUGUAAGCUAAAUUCUACAAUACAACUAGCUGACCAUAAGUUCAGCAACAAGUGGGGGUGGGACAUUCCUGAAUUAGUCAGAAGACACCAGAUGCUGCAACACACCCUACUACGGUUAAUAGCGCGACUUUUUAAUUAAUUAAUCCCUUGUUUCUGGUACCAGGCCCGUGUCUAAGCCACAUUUAUUCUGGCCAAAUCAGAACGAGCCUACCUGCAGAGUCCCAUGCCAUCCUCGUCAUCUUCACCUCUCGCUAUAGAAGUGCCAUGUCCUCUCUUACGCUUUCACUAGUAUGAUUUGCACCUUUAUUUUUGUUUUAUUUCUAAUUUUCAGAUCCGUUUUUGUGCACUUUGAAAGUGUAGAGUAUUUAAAGACUCCUGUGAGAGGAAGAAAACUAGAGACAAAACCAGUUGCUAAUAGCCAUGUUUUACUACAUAUGUUUACUUAAGAGUUCCACAAUUUACUACUGUGCUAUUGCAGCAAUAAUGUUGAGGAGUCGCAUCAAGAUGCACUUGUCAAAACAGGGAUUGAGAAAAAUUAAGAAAUAUCUGAUAUUUUUAUAACGGAAAAGAGUUAAGUAUGGAAAUACGGAAUGCUUUAUGGAUAUGGGCAUCUGCCUCCGGCAAAAAAUAUCUAUACCUUUCA
Molecule: messenger RNA, 3895 nt
Organism: Cyprinodon variegatus (sheepshead minnow)
Lineage: Eukaryota; Metazoa; Chordata; Actinopteri; Cyprinodontiformes; Cyprinodontidae
Gene: stk24b
Product: serine/threonine kinase 24
Exons: 10
Coding region: 721-1962 (413 amino acids)
Biological process (GO): protein phosphorylation
Molecular function (GO): ATP binding; protein kinase activity
Source: RefSeq, a predicted model, not a curated record